Magnolia sinica is the source of this 7330-nucleotide messenger RNA. Its product is annotated as pentatricopeptide repeat-containing protein At5g61990, mitochondrial-like. The transcript has a single exon. The record is from RefSeq and is a predicted model, not a curated record. Gene Ontology annotation, molecular function: protein binding. NCBI's taxonomy places the organism in Eukaryota, Viridiplantae, Streptophyta, Magnoliopsida, Magnoliales, Magnoliaceae. Bases 93 to 3200 code for a protein of 1035 amino acids.
CCCUUGUAACCGGCGAGAGACGAGAGAGAGCACUCAAUGCUCCCAUCAUCGUCCCUCUCUCUCUCCGUCUCUCUCUCUCUCUCUCUGAAAAAAUGAGAAGAAUUCCACAUCCACCCAAAACUCUACUUCUCACAUCCAAACACCCCUCUCAUUUCCUCAAACCCCUUCAUUUCUCCUCUUCUCAGCAGCACCAACAACAACAACUACAGCAAAACCUCAACGACCAGAACGACAACGAUAACCAAAUCGCCCUCAAAAUUACCAAUCUCCUCAGCCACCACCCCAACUGGCACCAUCUCCUUACCUCCUCCGACACCAUCCCCGUUGCCGCCCUAACACCUCAAGUCGUCCGAUCCAUUCUCCUCCAAGACCAUGUAUCCGACGCCGAGCGCCUCCUUGAGUUCUUCUACUGGGUCCAAUCUCAAAUUUCUCUCCCCCAAUCCAUUGAUUCGUUCUCAAUCCUUGCCGUCCGCCUCUGCAAUUCCGAUCUGUUGGGCCCCGCCAAUGGCCUUCUCGAAAGAAUGAUAACAACCCAUCUGCACCCUCCGGCCUCGGAUGCAAGUAUGAUAGCGGAUUCGAUUGCCAGCAGCUAUCAAAGCUGUAACGGGUCGAAUCCGGCUGUUUUUGAUGUGCUAAUCGAUACAUGUAGGAAGGCGGGUAGGUUGCGAGAGGCCGUUGAAAUAUUUUUGGGAUUGAAAAACAGAGGAAUUACUGUUAGUCUGCGGUGUUUUAAUUCUAUGCUGAGUGAUCUGUUGAAGGUGAAUGGGAUGGAUUUGUUUUGGAAGGUGUAUGGGUGCAUGUCGGAGGUGGGAAUUACACCAGAUGUUUAUACGUAUACAUCUUUGGUGGGUGCGCAUUGCAAAUCUGGGAAUGUUGGUGAGGCGAAGCGGGUGUUUGUUGAAAUGACCGAGAAGGGUUGUAGGCCAACUGCUGUUACAUAUAACGUGCUUAUUGCAGGAUUGUGUCGAGCAGGCAGUCUUCGUGAAGCUUUCCAGCUGAAAAGGGAGAUGCGUGAGAAUGGUCUGAUGGCAGAUAGCUUUACGUAUGCUACACUCGUGAAUGGGCUGUGCAAGGAACGGAGGUCAAGAGAGGCAAAAUUGUUGGUGGCGGAGAUGUGGGAGAUGGGAUUGAAGCCAAAUUACGUUGCCUACACAGCUUUGAUUGAUGGGUUGAUGAAAGAAGGUGAUGUGGAUGAGGCUUUUAGAGUGAGGGAUGAUAUGUUUGUUCACGGAAUUCAGUUGAAUGUCACUGGGUAUAAUACACUCAUUCGCGGCGUAUGUAAGGUUGGAAAGAUGGAGAAGGCCCACCAGCUCUUGAAUGAGAUGGUCGGGAUGGGGUGGAAGCCAAAUGCAAUGACAUAUGGUUCAGUUAUCGAGGGUUAUUUGAAAGAGAAGGACACCGAUAAUGCUUUUGAGAUGUUUGAUGAAAUGAAGAAAAAUGUAUUGCCCACGGUUGUUACAUAUAGCUUAUUGAUUAACGGGCUUUGUCAUUGUGGAGAUUUGCACCGAGCAAACAGUUUAUUGGAGGAGAUGGUUGCAAGUGGUCUCAAGCCGAAUGUUGUUAUCUAUACGGCGCUUAUAACAGGUUACUGUAGGGAAGGUAGAGUUGAAGAUGCAUGCAAGGUUUUGAAGAGGAUGUUGGAGAGAGGUGUCGUUCCAGAUGUGUUUUGCUACAAUUCUCUUAUAGCUGGAUUAUGCAAGGCGGGAAAGAUGGAAGAUGCCAGUAUGUACUUGGUGGAAAUGAAGGAGAGGGGACUGAUUCCAAAUGCGUUUACAUAUGGGGCUUUCAUACGGGGGCAUGGUAAGGCCGGGGAAAUGCACAAGGCGGACGGAUAUUUCAAGGAGAUGCUUGGCUGCGGUUUGGCACCGGAUGUUGUUGUUUAUACUGUUCUUAUUGACGGGCAUUGCAAAGCAGAUAACAUAAAAGAAGCCUUCUCAAUAUUUCAUGCUAUGCUUGGAAGAGGGGUGCUUCCAGAUGUGCAGACUUACAGUGUGCUCAUCCACGGACUUUCGAAGGCCGGGAAGUUGGAAGAGGCUAUUCGGGUCUUUUCGGAACUUCAAGAGAAGGGUUUGAAACCUGAUGUUUUUGCUUACAGUGGUUUAAUUUUCGGGUUUUGUAGGCAAGGUGAGAUGGAGAAAGCUUUCCGGCUUCUUGAUGAGAUGUUCAAUAAAAAAAUAGAGCCAAAUAUUGUUACGUAUAAUGCUAUGAUUGACGGAUUAUGCAAGAUGGGUGACGUCAGGAGGGCGAGAGAAUUGUUCAAUGUCAUCGUGGAAAAGGGUUUGGCACCAACUAGUGUGACUUACACUAUAAUGAUCAAUGGGUAUUGCAAAUCGGGAAAUGUAAUGGAGGCGUUCCGCUUAUAUGAUGAAAUGCUGUCGAGGGGACUGUUGCCAGAUAGCUUUGUGUAUAAUUCUCUUAUCGAUGGAUGCUGCAAGGUAGGAAACUUGGAGAAUGCUCAGGACUUGUUUAACAAAAUGGUGCAGGACGGCUUUGCGACAACCCUCUCCUUCAACACUUUAAUCGAUGGGUUUUGCAAGUUAGGCAAGCUUAAGGAAGCAAACAGAUUGUUGGGAGAUAUGAUAGAACAGCGGGUCAUGCCCAAUGAAGUGACAUACACAAUACUGAUUGAUGUGCUCAUCAAGGAAGGGAAGUUGGAGGAGGCUACUCAGCUGUUCUUGGAGAUGCAGGAAAAGAAUCUGGUGCCAAAUGCCAUCACUUACACCUCGCUCAUUGAUGGGCAAAGCAGACGAGGAAACACCGCAGAAGCAUUCGCACUAUUCGAAGAGAUGGUGGCUAAGGGCAUUAAGCCAGAUGAAGUGACAUAUGGUGUGAUGACCCAUACUCAUUCUAGAGAGGGAAACUUGAUUGAGGCCUUUCGGUUGAGGAACGAGAUCUUGGGGGAAGGCAUGUCGAUGAGCGGUACUGCAUACAAUUCACUGAUAGAUGCCCUUUGCAAGAAGGGUGAUUUUCAUGAAGCGUUGAAGUUACUCAACGAAAUGGUGGAGCGAGGAAUUAGAGCUGAUGUUGCAACAUGCAGUGCUCUAAUCCACGGAUUACGGAGCGAAUGUAAUAUCAAUGAGGCUGAAGUUCUUCUAGAGAGUAUGAUAAACAAGGGUUGGGUGCCCAGUAAUACUACUUUGAGUGACUUGGUCCCUGGGCGCCAAAAACUGGAGAGUGCAGAGGAAGACAGUGACCUUUAAUGCUAAGGUGGCAAAGGGGGUUGUUUUUUAGCUUUCAAGCUGCUCAAGAGAAGUACUUCAGCAGCCUGCUCAGGUUUAGAACGUAAAUCCGCUGGGCUGAGAAGGGACAUCGAGAAGACUAAAAUCACUCGAGAGUUUGUUUUUUGGAAGGAGGCUGCCAAGGCUAUUCGUGCAUCCUACAAUCCUGACACUUGCCAGUGUUGCACGUGUUUGAUCCCGGGAGUUCACAUGGCUCAAAUAUCAUGUGGGAGAUGCACAGUCGAAUUUGGAGAAUGGCUUAAGCCUUUUUAACAGUACUUUGUACACAUGAGGCCCGUCUGAUGGCUGGACUGACCUGACUUUUGGGACAUGAAACAUACAUGGAUAGGCCCAUCUGAUGAAUUGCCUGCAUCUUGCAUGCUUAUUCCACACUGGCAUGUGUGAGGAGAGUAGGAUACAGAAUUCUACUCUUGUAAGCAUGUCCCAUUGAUUCGUUCUUCCUGAAGCUCCCUGCACUUUGGUGAAGUUUGCUCUUGUUGAUGCUGAUCUUAGAUUACCAGAAGAUCGGAAUGCUGUUCGCAAAUCCUUCCAUAUAUCCAGGUGAAUGCUUUCUUCUUUUUUGGAUGUGGACAUAAAAGGCACCAACAAUAUCAUCUAUAGCUUCCUCAAAUAAUCAGUGAGUACCUCACCCACUGCUUUGCUUCGAAUAUUAAUCGGCUUCCCGCAAAACAACAGGAUUAACAACUGGAAAAGGUUUCGAUGACCGACUCUUGUACAUCAUCUGUAUGUAGGAAGAGCUUCCCUAACUUAUUUUGAUUAUCUUAGUCAUUCAUUGGUUGACUCAUUCUACCAAUUAGCAAAUGCUUGGAUUUCUUUAGCAUGCCAAAAAAUGGAGCUGUCAUGUAAUCAACUUUUGAAUUCAGGCCAUUAUUUAAAGAAAUCCAUCAUAUGUGAGUAUUCUUUUGGUAACAAACAUCCUGUCAUAAAGGGUCAUAUUGUGCUACAAUUGGCACGAAUGGUUGUGAUCUUUGGAAUUUCCUGUAUCUUUCUGUAUUUAAUUUGGUAAGCUACCAUGUGUAUGAAUGGUAGAUGCUAAUGUCCUCACCUUCAUGGGGAUGCUAGUGACGUCCCAAAGCUUUUGAAUGACAUCCGAUAUGCCUAAUCAUCAAUCCAGACAGUCCAUUCAGUACCACCGUGACCAAGCCAUGGUCCAAGAAUUACGCCGAUCACAUGAUCCUAACCCUUUGAAUGGGGCCAAUUUGUUACAAUACUCCGUUUUUACAGGCCAUAGAUCGCACGGUUAAAAGCAUCAAACCAGAGUGCUACUGUGACAUCAUAAGCAAUAAAAAGUGGGAUCUAUUGAAUAGAUUCUUCAAGGUGAUGAUUGGACCCAUUUUGUUCUCCACUCAAUCUUGACGGUCCAUUUUCAAUGAUACUGAUCAUAUGUUUAUGAUCAUAUUAUUGGCUUGAUUUUUAUUUUUAUUUUUCCACCAUGGCUUGCCCUAGUUAUAUGAAUAAAUGGACGGUAAAAAUUGAUGAUUGGUUGUCCCAUUUAUCAUUUACUAGUUUUGGGGGCUUUGCUAACAUCCCCACCUUCAUAGGGACAGUAGCAUCCAUGCACACACCUGUCAAUAAUACAUUGUAGGCACUAGCCGAACCAUGUUUCCUUUUGCUUUCCUUUGUUUCUCCAUGAUGAUCUUAUUUAUUAUUAUUAUUAAUUUUUAAAGAUGAAUCUCCUAGGAACUGUUCUAUAGAGGUUCUCUUAAUUCAUUAGACCUUUUUCAGAGAUUGAAAUACCCCAUGCCUUGGUGAACUGGAGUAGCAAACGUUUCUCAUCAUCCUUUCUAUUUAACUUUCACCUUGCAGCACCCCUGUUAGCCAUGAACUGUAGAGCUCCUUCCGGUCACCAACUGCCUCCUUGAGGAUACUAGACUGAUCUUAGAUCAAGUUACUACUUUGAGGGCAAUUACUACUUCUGUUCACCAAUCGCUUCAACAAGGAUACUUAACUGUUCCUUCUCAAUGAAUCAAGGGCUCUUCGGAACACCCUCAAAAGGGGCAUUUUACACCUAAACAACAUUUUGACCCUAGUUCACAUUAUGCAUUUGGAUGCACUUUCGCAAACCCUGUCUCAUCCCCAACUCAGCAAAAUGGGAGCUAAAAAGGUGACUCGUUUGUUGAGUUGACUGAAAAAGCCCCUUUCGCAGAAGUGCAUCCAAACGAGCCACAAAUGAGGUCCCUGAGAAUUCAGGGAGCACAAACACCCAUCCCAAACCCAAAGAGACAAUAGAAAACUUGAUGGAAACAAGACGAGGAAGAUUUGUCAUCAAAUGUUCUAGCACACUGCUCACUCCAAUUAUCCUGAAGGAUUGUAUAGGGGAACAACCACCAAAUAUGCCUACCAGGCUCCAAGAAAGGACCAGUAGGCCAGCUGCGUUAAUAUAAAAAACUAGACCAUUAACAUAAAAAAUAGACCUCUCCGCAGCCCCUCUGAGGAGAUGGUUCACUGAUUCUUCAUCUUUCCUACGGAUCGCAGAUUAACUACUACACCUGCUUGUCCUGAGCUCGGCAAGUGCAGGGGCUCUGAAGAGUCACUGUGAUAUAUGGGUUUUAUCCAUACCGUCCAUCCGUUUUUCCAUAUCAUUUUAAGGUCUAAGCCCAAAAAUGAGGCAAGAUCAAGGUUCAAGUGGACCACACAGUGGGGAUUAAACAGCCACCGUCCAAAACUUCUUGGGGCCCACACAAGUUUUGGAUCAGGCUGAUAUUCGUGUUUUCCCUUCAUCCAGAUCUAUGUGACCUUAUGAACAGGUUGGACGACAACUAUCCAUUAAGGUGGGCUCUAGGAAGGUUUCAACUGUGGGUGCCAUUAUCACUGCUGCUUCCUGUGGUGUGGUCCGCUUGAGCCUUAGAUCUGCCUCAUUUUUUGGGCUUAGACCCUAAAACCCAUACAUCACGGUGGCCCCUCAGAGCCCCUGCUUGUGCCAAUCUCGGGAUGGGCGGGGGUAGUAUCUAAACCGCCUCCCUUUCCUACACAUAAUUCACAUAUUGUUCAUCACCAUACUUCUCUUAAGAUUGUCAAGAGUUGAUGGGAGUCCAUGCAAAAGCUUGAACCCUUGCGGAGGGAUCAGGAUUCAAUUUUCUUCAGUUGUCCUGUUUGGUCAGCUGAUUUGAGCACCACACCUGGAGUUUUCUAUUUGCUUUAUCUGUUUUUCUUUUGUUGCUGUUUUUGAGUGAAGCAGAGUGACAAGCGGGUAACUUUUUGCCCGUCUUGCCUUUCUUAUCUCUGUUUCUUGGUGUGUUUAAUGAAAUGAUCUUCUCCAAUUUGAAUUCUAAGGUAGGCAGUUCCAUUUUGAUCACUUCCUAUUCACUGAAUUCAGUUAUCACAAUUCAAUUCGAUAGUGCAUCCAAACACAACUUUAGGUCAUAAAAUAGUUUCUGUUACUGCCUUGGCUCAAGCUUGCCAUCCUUCUGGUACACAUGGAAAAUACGUACAUACGUUCAUAUAUACACAACGGUUAAUAUUUAAGAAUCCGAGUAUGUACUAGAGACUCGAUUCUCAUAUACUCUCAGUUGGAAACAUUUACAUUCAGGUAAGGAAGAGCUUCUUUCAUUUGGAGGUCUUCUCUUUGUAAACACCUGUCUGAUACUCGGGCUCGCAGAAUUCUCCUCCGAGCUCAUCGCAUGCCUCGCCGGGGAACACCCUGCAACGAUCAUCGGAAGAAUGUCAUAUAAUCCUUUUCUGAGACAUAACACAUCAUUUUUAAAUCAGCCAAUGUAUUAGGCCUUUAUCAGUUUCAAGUGCCUGUUAAUUUCAGGUAAUAAUUAUGUUUAAUAGUAUUAAUUUUUUCCCUGAAAUAUUGGUUGAUAAGGCCAACAUAUUGUCUGAGAUUGCCUCAUAUAUAUUACAAAAUGAUGGAACUUCCUCAUUCUCACGUUCAUCGAACUUUUUUUUAAUAUUUAUUCUUGCAAUCGUCAAGAAAGGGUCCCAAGAUCUUACGUUUUGGGUUCGUUAUAUUCAACAUAUUCUCUGUCAAUCUCCUCUGAACCAGUGCGAGCUUUGGGUUUGCUGGCUUCUGGUUCUGGCUUCACUUCUGGAUACAUUUUGGCAUCGCAUGCUUCUCCUCCAACGGUAUCACAGGCUUCUGCAGGAAA